AUGUGCAGGCACGAAAUUAUAGGAGACUAUUAUAGAGGAUGCGGGCAUUUUCAUGGUCGGUACUAUACGGGUGAGAUACACGAUUGCCUAAGGGACACAUGCAAGUCCAGCGUAAAGCAUAAACACAAGACCGCAAGAAAUUGCGGUUGCCCCGAGAUCGUGACGGAUGACAACCAAGUCCAGAAUAUGUUUCAAGCAAAUCAUCCAGAAUGUCCACGCAUUACCCGCUGA
This is a messenger RNA of Pleurotus ostreatus (oyster mushroom), 231 nucleotides long. RefSeq lists its product as uncharacterized. The coding region runs from base 1 to 231 and encodes 76 amino acids. NCBI's taxonomy places the organism in Eukaryota, Fungi, Basidiomycota, Agaricomycetes, Agaricales, Pleurotaceae. The transcript is spliced from 4 exons. The record is from RefSeq and is a predicted model, not a curated record.